AUGGCCUGCACUUUCAACCCCCGAGAAUGUAAACUGUCCAAACGAGAAGGGCAAAGCUAUGGCUUCUUCCUGAGAAUUGAGAAGGACACCGAUGGCCACCUGGUCCGGGUGAUUGAGAAGGGUAGCCCAGCAGAGAAGGCUGGCCUCCAGGAUGGAGACAGAGUUCUUAGAAUCAAUGGUGUCUUUGUGGACAAGGAGGAGCAUUUGCAGGUUGUGGAUCUGGUCAGAAAGAGUGGGAAUUCAGUGACUUUACUAGUUCUGGAUGGGGAUUCCUAUGAGAAAGCCAUGAAAACAAAGGUAGACUUGAAAGAGUUGGGUCAAAGUCAGAAGGAGGUGGAUUUGAAUGAUAAGAAACUGUCCCCUGUGAUGAAUGGAAGAGUGGAGACUUGGACCCAGCCACGGCUCUGCUACCUAGUGAAGGAGGGAAACAGCUAUGGCUUCUCUCUGAAAACUGUCCAAGGUAAAAAGGGAGUGUACAUGACAGAUAUAACACCUCAAGGUGUGGCUAUGAAAGCUGGUGUCCUGGAUGAUGAUCGCUUGAUUGAAGUGAAUGGAGAGAAUGUAGAAGAUGCCAAACACGAGGAAAUAGUUGAAAAGGUGAAGAAGUCAGGAAGCCAUAUCAUGUUUUUGCUGCUGGACAAAGAAACCAACAAGCAGCAUAGUGAGCAGAAGAUACAAUUCAAGAGAGAAACAGCCAGUUUGAAACUGCUACCCCACCAGCCUCGAGUUGUGGACAUGAAGAAAGGAAGCAAUGGCUAUGGUUUCUAUCUGAGGGCAGGCCCAGAACAGAAAGGUCAAAUCAUCAAGGACAUAGAUUCUGGAAGUCCAGCAGAGGAGGCUGGCUUGAAGAACAAUGACCUCGUAAUUGCUGUUAACGGCGAGUCUGUGGAGACCCUCGAUCAUGACAGAGUGGUGGAAAUGAUUAGAAAGGGUGGAGAUCAGACUUCACUGCUGGUGGUAGACAAAGAGACAGACAACAUGUAUAGACUGGCUCGUUUUUCUCCAUUUCUCUACUAUCAAAGCCAAGAACUGCCUAAUGGUUCUGUUAAGGAGGAUGCAGCUUCCACUCCUACUGCUACUCCUCUGACAGUCUCAAGUCCAGAUACUAAAGAGGAAGUUGAUCAUAAACCUAAACUCUGCAGGCUGGUUAAAGGUGAAAACGGCUAUGGCUUUCACUUAAAAGCGAUUCAGGGUCUGCCAGGCUCAUGCAUCAAAGAGGUACAGAAGAGCGGCCCUGCUGACUUGGCUGGGCUGGAGGAUGAGGACAUCAUCAUUGAAGUGAACGGGGUGAAUGUGCUAGUUGAAUCCUAUGAGAAGGUGGUGGACAGAAUCCAGAGCAGUGGGGAGAAUGUUACACUCUUGGUUUGUGGAAAGAAGGCCUAUAACUAUUUUGAAGCUAGGAAAAUCCCUAUUGUUUCCUCCAUGGCUGAUCCACUGGAUGCCCCUCCAGAUUUCAAAGAAGGAACAUUGGCGGAGUCACAGCACAACUCGCACAUGGCAAAAGAACGAGCCCACAGUACAGCCUCACAUUCUUCUUCUAAUUCUGAAGAUACAGAGUUGUGAUGAGAAAAAACAACGGCUUUGG
Molecule: messenger RNA, 1585 nt
Organism: Cynocephalus volans (Philippine flying lemur)
Lineage: Eukaryota; Metazoa; Chordata; Mammalia; Dermoptera; Cynocephalidae
Gene: PDZK1
Product: PDZ domain containing 1
Exons: 8
Coding region: 1-1563 (520 amino acids)
Biological process (GO): protein localization to plasma membrane
Cellular component (GO): apical plasma membrane
Molecular function (GO): protein-membrane adaptor activity; signaling receptor binding
Source: RefSeq, a predicted model, not a curated record